This is a messenger RNA of Seriola aureovittata, 1622 nucleotides long. It is a transcript of the gene tk2, whose product is annotated as thymidine kinase 2. The coding region runs from base 184 to 999 and encodes 271 amino acids. The record is from RefSeq and is a predicted model, not a curated record. The transcript is spliced from 11 exons. NCBI's taxonomy places the organism in Eukaryota, Metazoa, Chordata, Actinopteri, Carangiformes, Carangidae. Gene Ontology annotation, molecular function: deoxynucleoside kinase activity. Gene Ontology annotation, cellular component: mitochondrion; cytoplasm.
CGUCACUUCCUGUUUGAGUCAGAUCGUUAUCGAGCAUCAUCUUCAUCUCGGUGUGUUUCAACAUGAUGGUAGCUGCUUUGGGAAUGGCGCAGUUAUGGAGGUGCGUCAGGCUCCUGGCGGCUCGCCGUGCCGGGGCUCCGUCCUCGGUCGGUGCUGCCGGGUGUCACCGGGCUCUAAUGCCCGAUGCUGGGAACGUCAGCCGGGUUCAGAGCAGAGCACACAGCGUUACGCAGCACCGUCCUCCAGCCUGCUGACCUGAGAGAGGCCAGCACUCGGAGUUUGUGGGAACUGAAGUCUUGUCUCACUAUGUUGUCUUCCUUCCAAGGAAAGCUUGUGCGGGAUGGAGAGGAAAAGAAACCAGUGAUCUGUGUGGAGGGGAACAUUGCCAGCGGGAAGACAACAUGUCUGGAGUAUUUCAGCAAAACCAGCAACAUAGAGGUUCUGACUGAACCAGUCUCUAAAUGGAGGAAUAUCCGUGGACACAACCCUCUGGGUCUGAUGUAUCAGGAUCCUGAGCGCUGGGGCAUCACACUGCAGACCUACGUUCAACUCACCAUGCUGGAAAGACACUUGUCCUCCAUAGUAAAUUCGGCUCCGGUCAGGAUGAUGGAGAGGUCCAUCUUCAGUGCCAAGUACAUCUUUGUGGAGAAUCUCUUCAGAAGUGGGAAAAUGCCAGAGGUGGACUACGCUGUUCUGAGCGAGUGGUUUGAUUGGAUCACAGCUAACAUUUCCAUUCCUGUCGAUCUGAUUGUCUACCUGCAGACGUCUCCUCAGACCUGCCAUGAGAGGUUAAAGCAGAGAUGCAGAGAGGAGGAGAAAGUCAUUCCACUGGAAUAUCUGGAGUCUCUGCACCAGCUGCAUGAGGACUGGCUCAUCAAACAGACCUUGGCCUCUCUCCCUGCUCCUGUUCUGGUGAUUCCUGCUGACCACGACCUCCAGAAGAUGCUGCACCAGUACGAAAAAAACCGUGAAAAGAUCCUUGCUACUAGCAGCGUCUGAUAUACACACACACACACACACACACAAAGAUAAUGGAGAGCUGUUUACAACACCCACUCAUAUAACUGAUCUGUUACAUUUACUUGUUUACAUGGUUUUCUGUACUACAGAAAGAAAGGUAGCUGCUUCUUUAAGGUUCUGUUUUAGCCAUUUGAAAACUCUGCAAACUCUGGUCACACAGGCUCCUUUUCAUUCAUUUUUAAUGACGUUCUCACCAACAUCACAUAUGAAAGGUUUUCUCACCUACAGAAACAGAACUAACUUCAACAACUGACUACAACUGAAACAUUCCACUGAGCCUCAGUGUCUCUGUGAAACACCAGAGAACGUUCUUGUUGCUGCUCAGAUUGAGGUGUUAAACUGAUUCAUUCUGUUUGUGUGCGUUUUGCUCUGUUGCUUUUUAUAAGUCUGCUCAAAUGUCACUAUGUGAUGUCAAGUGACGUUUACUUUUGUAUUUUAAACCUGAUGUGGUGAAAGCAGGAGCAACCACAGGUACAGAACACAUGAGUUCAUAUACUACAGGUGCGUUUGGGAGCUGAUGAUAAUGUGUAGGUCAUUCAUUUAAUUAAAUCUUAAUUUAAUCUUUGCUCUUAGUUUUACAGAAUAAAAAGUUUAUUCUGAAA